AAAACAACGACCAACUUUACGCGGAUUUUUGUUUGUCAACUGCUGUUUGGUGUUUCAGUUCGAGUUGAGUUUGCAUUACGAUCGCUUGCAAAGUGUCUGGACUGGUAAAUUUGUAGUAAUCGUUUGAAUUUGUUGACGCCAAUCUGUGUUAAAAAGGUGUUUCCUGUUUAUUCUUUAACGUGAAAAAGUAGUUCCGAAAAGUGAUCUACGAUAAAAAUGGAGGCUAAAAAUGAUAGCAGCUCGGCAGGUUCGUCAUCGCAAAACACCUCCUCAGUCACAAUGGUCGAUGUUUUGAACGAACAGCUGGAACAGGAAGCAGAGAGUGAUGCAGUGCUUGGGGGUUCCGACGACAAAAAUUGCACAUAUGCUAAGGGUUAUAUUUAUCGCCAAGCAUUGUACUCGUGCUUAACUUGCGUGCCGGAGUCCCGAGUGGAGGAGGACAAACGAGCCGGAGUUUGUCUAGCUUGUUCAUAUCAGUGCCACGAGGGUCACGAGCUAAUCGAGUUGUACACGAAACGAAAUUUCCGAUGUGAUUGUGGCGGAAAGCGUAUGCCCGAUAUUCGUUGCAAAUUGGAUCCACUGAAGUUGGAAGCGAACGAGAGCAAUCUUUACAACCAGAAUUUCAGUGGAUUAUACUGCACAUGUAAGAGGCCCUACCCGGACCCGGAGGACAACAUUCCAGAUGAAAUGAUUCAAUGCGUUGUUUGCGAAGAUUGGUAUCAUACUCGUCAUUUAGAUGCUGAGCUACUGGAAAACACGAAAGAUUUCGCGGAGAUGAUUUGUGGUGGAUGUAUGGAACGAGCGGAAAUUCUUAAACAUUAUGUUGGAGAAAUAGAAUUGGGUAAUCAGACCUUGUUGGAUGACACGCUCCAAGUCGAUGUAACUGGUCUAGAUGAAUCGAACGUGACAACCGCUGCAGCGGACACAAGCGCGACUGUGAGCGAUUCCAGUAAAUUGGACGAAAGUCCGGCAGAGGAUGCGAACUGUAGUAAGCGAUUGAAGUUAGAUAUUUGCACUAAGCCACCAUUGAAUGCGGGCGAAAGCGCUACUUAUAAGAAGGGCGCCAGUUUUUGGAACGACGGUUGGCGGCAGCAUCUGUGCCGCUGUACAGAUUGUAUGGAAACCUACAAAUCAUUGAAGAUUGAAUUUCUUCUGGAUGAAAAAGACACUGUACAAUGGUACGAAGAGAACGGUCGAACAAAGAAGGCAGCAGAGGGCGAUUCUUAUGAGCAGGCAGUCCGAGCACUCGGCCAAAUUGGUCGUUUUCAACAGGUUGAGGUACUUUCCGGCUAUAAUACAUUAAAGAAUCGUCUGAAGGAUUUUCUGGACACAUUCGUUACCAGCCAGCAGGUGGUGACGGAGAAGGACAUAACUGAUUUCUUCGCUAAAUUGAACAGAGAAAAACAGAAUAAAGUUGGUACGCCUUCGUAUUUUUGCCGCUAGAGGCAAUACGUGGUUGCCAUUUGUAUUUUCUAUUUAUGAUAUUCGCUUAGUUAUAUUCGUUACGAAUCCUCUCUGUAAAUUGUAUGUUUACAUAAUAAAAACAUCAUCAACAUAAGAA
Molecule: messenger RNA, 1561 nt
Organism: Wyeomyia smithii (pitcher-plant mosquito)
Lineage: Eukaryota; Metazoa; Arthropoda; Insecta; Diptera; Culicidae
Product: putative E3 ubiquitin-protein ligase UBR7
Exons: 3
Coding region: 217-1443 (408 amino acids)
Cellular component (GO): cytoplasm
Molecular function (GO): ubiquitin protein ligase activity; zinc ion binding
Source: RefSeq, a predicted model, not a curated record